Molecule: messenger RNA, 1252 nt
Organism: Dryobates pubescens (Downy woodpecker)
Lineage: Eukaryota; Metazoa; Chordata; Aves; Piciformes; Picidae
Gene: AKAP7
Product: A-kinase anchoring protein 7
Exons: 8
Coding region: 1-1245 (414 amino acids)
Cellular component (GO): cytosol
Molecular function (GO): protein kinase A regulatory subunit binding
Source: RefSeq, a predicted model, not a curated record
AUGCAGCGACUCCUGCGGCGCCUGCUUCCCGCUCUUUCCUCGGCGCGGCCGGCGGCGGGCUGUGCCCUGCGAGCCCGGCAAGCUGCGCCCCUGCUGCCGCGCUUCAUGGCGCUGCGGCCUGCGGCGGGAGCCGAGGGAGGCCAUGGCGCCGCGGAUCCCACUUGCGCAGCCGGCGCGACCCCGCAGUGCGAUGGGCUGGAGACUGUACAGCAGCAGAAGACCUCUGAAAAGAGUGAGGAGGAGGCAGCAGAGAGGAGGCAGCCCUGCCAUGCUGAGCUGGUGCAGUCUCUGAUGGCAGAAAUGCCAUUUGGUGACACAGACAUCGAGGAGGAACUCACUGUGCUUGCAAGCUCUGAAUGCAAUAUCCAAAAGAGAAAGAAGAGGACUGCUGGAAAAGAAACUGAAGAAGGUGCUGAGAGAGUGAAGAAAAAGAAGAGGCAGUCUCAGCCCAAUUACUUCAUUUCUCUUCCAAUUACCAACCCAGAGCUCACUGGCAGGAUCCAGGCUGUCCAAGAUGCCAUAACCCAGAAGGAUCCAAGGCUGUCCAAGGCCAUGGUUCGUGCAGGCUCCUUCCACGUCACCAUGCUGCUGAUGCACUUAGCCACUGAGGAAGAGAUUAACAUAGCAGUUGGUGCUCUUUCAGACAGCAAGGACUUUGUAGAAGAUCUCCUGAAGGGAAAGCCUCUGGAUUUGUCCUUUGAGGGGAUUGAUCACUUCAGGAAUGCAGUUGGAUUUGUGAAGCUGGCAGACAAUGAUCACACAGCUGUGCUGAAGGAAAUAGCAGAGACCCUGAAGAAGGUAUUUCAAGAGAAGGGCAUCGUGGCUGGGGAAGGAAGAGCUUUUAUCCCACACCUGACCUUCAUGAAGCUGUCCAAAUCAGCACAGCUCCAGAAGGAGGUGAAGAAGAUUGACUGCAGGCUGUAUGAGGAGUUCAAGAGCCUUUGCUUUGGAGAGGAGGUCCUGCACCGCCUGGAUCUUUGCUCCAUGCUUAAGAAAAAGCAGCCCAAUGGUUACUACUACUGUGAGUCCUCUAUAGUAUUGGGUGAGAAGGCUGCGGCGGAGCCGGACGAGGCGGAGCUGCUGAGCCUCAGCAAGCGGCUGGUGGAGAGCGCGGUGCUGAAGGCUGUGCAGCAGUACCUGGAGGAAACGCAGGGCAAGAGCAGGCAGCCUGACGGCAGCCCCGUGAGCGCCGAAGAGGCAGCGAGCGGCGGCAGGACUGAGGAGGGCACCGACAGCAGCAAGUGAGCGCCGA